Molecule: messenger RNA, 1031 nt
Organism: Cryptomeria japonica (Japanese cedar)
Lineage: Eukaryota; Viridiplantae; Streptophyta; Pinopsida; Cupressales; Cupressaceae
Product: ethylene-responsive transcription factor 11
Exons: 1
Coding region: 200-778 (192 amino acids)
Biological process (GO): regulation of DNA-templated transcription
Molecular function (GO): DNA binding; DNA-binding transcription factor activity
Source: RefSeq, a predicted model, not a curated record
CGUUCCGGGAACGUCCUUUACAUACGGCCGCCCCAGAAGCAGAAUCAAACCAGUCGCUUUUCCCGCUAAACGAAAAACUGUCUCUCUCUCUCCCCUUCCCAUUCCUUUCCUUUCCUUUACCUUCCUCUCAAUUAAUAAAUACCUGUAACGCUGUCACAUUUGCCAUAAGCUACUCCGCCCAUUUUCAGCUUCUUCAGCCAUGGCUUGGAGAAAAGAUGGCUUGGAAGUUCACUACAGGGGAGUUCGGAAGAGGCCCUGGGGUCGAUUCGCAGCAGAGAUCAGAGAUCCGGCAAAGAAACAGAGAGUUUGGCUCGGAACUUUCCAUACAGCGCUUGAAGCCGCUGCGGCUUACGAUGCUGCCGCCAUUUUCUUCAGAGGUUCAAAGGCCAAGACUAAUUUCACAUAUUCCUCCUCCACACAGAGCACGGAGCAAAAUAGUACUGUAAAAAUCGUCUCUUGCUCUGUAAAUGACCGCUCCAGACACGUUAAAGAUUCCAUUGCUGGUCUCGAAGCGUCCAACGCGGAGAUUAACAGGCAGCUUUUGUUGUUUCGUUCUGGUGAACAAGAUCUCGGUUCUUCCGUCUGUAGACAGAAAUUUUGUGAGGAGGAGGAGGGAGCAAGAAGGCGAAGCUUUCAAAGCGGCUCUGAUUGUUCGUCAGUUGUCGUGGAUUUGGCGACGAAAGCAGAGGGUGAGGGUUCUAGUGGCAGGAUGUCGUCUGUCUUGGAUCUUAAUCUUCCGCCGCCUCUGGAUGACGGAGAUGAGCGGCAAUUGCUCUAGAUCGGCUCAGAAGAUGCAAUUUUUUUUUCUGUCUUUUGUCGUAAUUUUUAUGAAUAGUUUGUCAUAUGUAAAUUUUGGUGUUACAGAAAAGCACAAUGAAAAUCUUUAUAAUUCAAAGAAUGCAUAUACAGUAAGUACCCCAGCUAUGGUGCAGAGGGAUCUUUGCUUCUGGGUUUUUUCAGUAAUCACGAUGUAAUUUUCAAUAGCAUUUUAAGGAUUUAACAGUGGAGUUUUUCAGAUAAUAUUGACUUAA